This is a messenger RNA of Haliotis rubra (blacklip abalone), 2318 nucleotides long. Its product is annotated as endoplasmic reticulum membrane-associated RNA degradation protein-like. The transcript has 21 exons. Bases 72 to 2189 code for a protein of 705 amino acids. NCBI's taxonomy places the organism in Eukaryota, Metazoa, Mollusca, Gastropoda, Lepetellida, Haliotidae. The record is from RefSeq and is a predicted model, not a curated record.
UGCUGGAAUUUCAGCAGUCGCUUUUCUUUGAGGGUGCAACGUUUUGAUGUCGACUGUGAUCGAAUAUCAGAAUGUCAUCCCCUAUAGCAUUGAUAUCUCUGCCGUGUCCCCCAUCUGCUCUGUCCCCAGGAGUGCGGCGGUUGUUGUGUGAGGGCGAGGCAGCCAUUUCAGGAGGCCCCGAGUCUGUGAAGGCGGGUGUUUUAAACUGGGAUCACAUACACAAGAUACUGCCUGAGUGGGUGAAUGACACAAGCCAGUACUUUCAUGAGGCUGCCUCCAGACUGGUGCCUGUGUUCCUGCAGUGUGAGGAGUUGUUGUGUGGUAUGACCAGUAGGGAGUUUGCACAGAGAUAUGACCAUCUCCUUCAAUGGACUGGGAAUUCACAGCUCUUCCUCGAGUGUUUCCAGUACCUCAGUCAGGGCAGUGACAGUGACCGCCUGCUUGCUCUGCUUAUGAUGGCAUCAGCAUUAGAGAGGGCACUAGGAGAUGUGUUCCUGCUGAAGGGCCAGCAGUGUCCAUCAAUGCUGAAGGAUCUCCUUGUGACCCCUGAACUGCAGGACAUCUUUGGGGAAAUUGUUAUUCAGAUUCUGAGGGUGGUGAUAGGACCACCCAUCUCCCUCAACAUCAGGAACGUGGCAUGGCAUGGAUUCCCAGCACCAGGGGAGAUUCAGGACAGGUUGUGCUGGUUCCUGCUUCUCCUUGUCCCAAGUCUUGGGGAGCGUCUACAGCAGAACGGGGUGGAUCCUCUCAACAUCAUGCACAGGACACCUGUCAUAGUCAACCAGGACCAACUUCUAGCUGGCUCUCUCCCAGCACUUAGCACAGAUGACCUCAUCUCUAUAGAGCAGUUAUUCACCAGCACAGACUUUGUCCAGCAACAGUUUGUUCCUGUGUGGCACAGAUCACUGGAUCUCUACAGGGAGGCCAGAUAUGGACAAAGCCUUGUCCUCCUUCUCCCCCAGGUGGAACACAGCCUCAGGCGAGUGUUUGCUGCCAUCAAUGGCUGCCCAGACAGGGUCCUUACAGCAGAGGCCACCACCCUGUAUACAACUUUUGAUGAGAUAUUGGACAAGUACCUCCCGUCUCAAGCUGAAAAUGGACUGCUAAAUGUGAUAGGGGAAAACAGCAUGGAUCUUUUGUUUGAUCUUCUGGUCUACCCUGAUGGUCCGAGGUUGCGAGACAGACUCAGUCAUGGGGAGAUAACUCUUGACACCUUACCUCAAGCACUGGCCGAUGCUGUGAUUCAUCUGACAGUACACUUGUCAGCUCUUUUGUUCCGCGCAAGAAAAGUGAUAUAUGAUCCCCAUAUAGCCAGCAUACAGAGAAGAGUCUCCCAGUAUCAGUCAAUAUUUCAUCCAAUACCAAUGGCUAAAACAAAGGUGUUGGAUCUGGUGGCUCUGUCAGGUGUGAUGGUCACCUGGAUUGGUCACUCCCCUCUCCUGGAGCCAUGGACAACAGCAGAUGGGGUGGAUGUGUUUGUGACAGACAAUGUCCGAUUGGCAGAGGUUCUGACCAAUGUCCAGCGGGUAGCUGAGGGUCUGAACCGGUCCAGUCUAUCUGUGCACCUCCUUUCAAAUGACAUGAUGAGCUGCGUGACCCCCUUCACGGAUGCAGGAAGUCUGGUACAGCACAUCCUCCUCUCCCCCAUCUCCACAGUGUACCGGGGACAGACGGCCACAAACCAGAAUUCUCAGGCCAAUCAAGAUGGACAAGGAAAGUCGGUUGAUAUAAAGGAAAGUGAGAUCGUUGGACUUAUUUCUAGGAUAAUCACAGAAAAACAGGAAGUGAUAUCACAAAUCAAGGUUGCUAUGGAAACACGACAACAGCAAUUAACUCGGAAACAAUUACGAUCACGACAAAGAGACAACUUGAAAAGAUUGCUUGAAAGCCUACCAAGUCUUCAUGUGAUGGCCAAUGUAUUGUGCAUCAUGGCUGCCUGUCUGUUGGCUCAUCUUGAUCAACUCAGCAUCCUCGAGCAAACACAGAUGAAGAAAUUGCAAAAGUUCCUCAAAGCCUGCCUCCAGUACACAGAGAACCUAAGGACCUUCACUGGAUUAGACAGGAACAAGUGGGCUGAGUGUACAGACCUCACCAUCAAGUUCCUGCCUCGUCUUGUCACUGCAGUCAACGAGAACAUGUUCCUCGGGCCACGUAGCACACCGUCCACAGCUGUGUUCCAGUCAACAUGAAGAUGAAUGCAGCCCCCUCAAGAUGUGACGGAAGAGGACCAUGUUUGAUGAGAGACAAGACCAUUGAAGCUAUGACCCAUCAACUUUAGUUUGCUUCUUCUUGAGGAACAGUUGUCAGCAAGCACUACC